CUUUACUUUGACAAAGAUAUCAAUUUAUUCAUCAAGAUGAAAUUCUCUGCCUGCGCUAUCCUUGCCACCAUCGGCUCCGCCUCUGCCUUCUCCGGAAGCUCGUAAGUUUUAGUGUAAUUGUUGAAUACGCACGAUGGACAACGGUUGCGCACAGUUUGUUUUGAAAUAUCGACUAGUACCUCAUCAUUGCCUUCACGCCGACACUUUUCGAACCUACAGCUUCUCUGGACUUUCCCUCAAGGCCGCCAACAAUGAUUCCGCCAUGACCAUGUCUGCCACCGGUAUGGGAGUUAACGGAUUCGGACGUAUCGGACGUCUUGUCACCCGUAUCAUGAUGGAAGACGAAGCUUGCGAGCUCAAGGCCAUCAACGCCGGAUCUGCCACCCCUGAAUACAUGGCUUACCAGUACAAGUACGAUACCAUCCACGGAAAGGCCAAGCAGACCGUCGAAGUUGAUGGAGACUUCCUUGUCCUUGACGGAAAGAAGGUCCAGACUUCCCGAUGCCGUGACCCUAAGGAGGUCGGCUGGGGUGCCCUCGGAGCUGACUAUGUCUGCGAGUCCACCGGAGUCUUCCUCACCAAGGAAAAGGCCCAGGCCAUCCUUGACGGAGGUGCCAAGAAGGUUAUCUACUCUGCUCCUGCCAAGGACGACUCCCAAACCAUUGUCAUGGGUGUCAACCAAGAGGACUACGAUGGAUCUGAGGACUUCAUCUCCUGUGCUUCGUGCACCACCAACGGACUUGCCCCUAUGGUCAAGGCCAUCCACGACGAGUUCGUCAUCGAGGAAGCCCUCAUGACCACCGUCCACGCCAUGACCGCCACCCAGGCUGUUGUUGACUCCUCCUCCCGAAAGGACUGGCGUGGAGGACGUGCCGCCUCUGGCAACAUCAUCCCCUCCUCCACUGGAGCCGCCGUUGCCGUCACCAAGGUCAUUCCUUCCCUCACCGGAAAGAUCACCGGUAUGGCCUUCCGUGUCCCUACCAUCGAUGUCUCCGUUGUUGAUUUGACCUGCAGACUCGAAAAGGCCACCACCUACGAAGAAAUCUGCGCCCACAUCAAGGCCCGCUCCGAAGGAUCCCAGAAGGGAUUCCUUGGAUACUCUGAUGAGCCUCUUGUCUCUACUGACUUCGAAGGUGACCUCAGAUCCUCCAUCUUCGACGCCGAUGCCGGUAUCAUGCUCAACCCUAACUUCGUCAAGCUUGUCGCCUGGUACGAUAACGAAUACGGUUACUCUGGACGUGUUGUUGACUUGAUGAAGCACGUUGCCGCCGUCGAUGCCAAGGUCUCCGCUUAAGCGUUUUCUUCUAGUCGAAAAUAGUAACAUUAUGUAACACUUUUUGAUUCCACCGCCUCUGUACCCCAGUCGAACAUAACGAGUUAGGUUUAUCAUCAAAACAAAUGUUCUCCAGAUAU
This is a messenger RNA of Pseudo-nitzschia multistriata, 1413 nucleotides long. NCBI's taxonomy places the organism in Eukaryota, Bacillariophyta, Bacillariophyceae, Bacillariales, Bacillariaceae. The record is from the annotation of a GenBank genome assembly.